AAUCGUUUUAUAUAUUUUUACGCGAUACCAUCGUUUCACAUCAGUUGGUAACUAAGUACAUCUCUUCCUCCAAAGACUUUCUUUGCUAAGGUUCAUAUGUAAUUGAAUUGAGAAUCACUUUCAUUCAUAAGUUUCGUUUGGUGGGAAUCCCAAGUAAUCUGCUAUUAUUUGUAAAUUCGAUUUUUGUUCAAAUAUAAUAGUUAAAUAAGUUCAAAUAAAGUUGAUGAUCAAGUAUUACCUACAAGUAAACAAAACAUUUAAUUCAUCAUGUUUAACUUGAUUAAGUACUUAUUAAUUAUAAUUAUUUUUAACUACAUAAAUGCGGCAAUAGUAAUUGAUAUAUUCAGCGAUAAGACCCAUGAUAAACAUGAACUUCUGAAUCAUAUUAAUGCUUCAAAAAAUAAAUGGACUAAUGAGACUGUUUCUUUAUAUAAAUUUUUAAAUGCGGAAUACUAUGGGAUUAUUAGUAUUGGAAAACCAGCUCAAACAUUCAAAGUCAUUUUUGAUACAACAUGGUCUGAUUCCUGGGUACCAUCUCAACACUGUGGACUUUUUGAAAUUGCUUGCAUGAUUCAUAAUCGAUACGACAGCUCCAAAUCAUCAACGUUUAAAGAAAAUGGAACUGAAUGCGUUAUUGAAAGCAAAGCUGAAAGCUUGAGAGGCAUAGUUUCGAUUGAUGAUUUUCAUCUUUCGCAUGUCAAAGUUGUUGGUCAAUCGUUUAUCGAGAUGACUCAUAUGUCUAACAUUCCAUUUCUGAUGACAAAAGCUGAUGGAAUUAUCGGUCUUGGAUUUUCUUCGUUGAAUGAGUGCAGCCAAAAACCAUUUUUUUACAACAUGCUAGGACAAAAGAUUGUUAAAAAACCAGUUUUUACAUUUUAUCUGAAUCGCGAUUCAUCUACUGAUAGAGCAGGCAGUUUGAUUCUUGGUGAAAUGGAAAGAGAUAAAAUUAAUGGAAGCUUAAUAUGGUUACCUGUAAUUACUAAAAAAUAUUGGAUGAUUAAAAUUGACCGACUCGUUAUUGAUAACUCAAACAAAACUUUUCCAUUUUGUACUUCAUCAUGCAAAGCUAUAUUUGAUACCAGCGUUAACACAAUAUCUGGACCACCUGCUGAUAUAAUGAAAAUAAAUAAUUUAUUGGGUGCAAAAGAAAUUAUGAAAGUUUGGCCUUACAGAUACAUGGUUGACUGUCGAUCAUUUGCUAAAUUACCACACGUUUCAUUUAUUCUAGCUGGAACUGAAUUUAAAAUCGACUCAAAGUAUUAUAUUCAGCACUUGGUUUAUUAUGGAAUGCAGUUAUGUUUAUCACCAUUUAUACCGGACACGAGUGGAUUGGGUUAUUGGGAAAUUGGAGGUGCAUUUUUAAUGCAAUUUUAUGCUGAAUUUCAUUUAAAUGGAACCAUUGCUCUUGGUAAAAUUAAAUUUUAAAUUUUUUAAAUAUUU
Molecule: messenger RNA, 1440 nt
Organism: Cotesia glomerata
Lineage: Eukaryota; Metazoa; Arthropoda; Insecta; Hymenoptera; Braconidae
Product: lysosomal aspartic protease-like
Exons: 9
Coding region: 268-1425 (385 amino acids)
Biological process (GO): cell death; proteolysis
Cellular component (GO): lysosome
Molecular function (GO): aspartic-type endopeptidase activity
Source: RefSeq, a predicted model, not a curated record